AUGUCGUCCGCCCCGAGGCGCACUGCGUCGACCUCAUCAAGACCCUCACGACCCGCAGCUCAAUCCGAUCUUCCCCAUCGUACACGAAGCGUGGCGGUCCGAUCGUCCACCUCCUCCCAGCCCCCUGCGCAGAGUCACCACUCCCAUUCGAGAACCCCCUCCCAGGACCAUCGUCCACCCUCCAACUAUGCUGCGCUCGACAGUGUAGCCCGCCGGGACUUUGAGGCCUCCAAUGUCGCGCGGAUGCCGUCUCGUCGUGAGCCUUCCUCUGAGCGCUCGCAGGAGCGCCCGUCCACUGCCCGGACCGAAUCCACCCGGCGACACCAAAGAAAUCCCUCAGUUCAGCGGGACGGUGUGGAUAUGGCAAGCACAGCGACGUCCACGGAUGCUUCGCAACAUGCGACCGCCUCGCAGGGGCCCCCGACCGCCAAUUCCCAGCCCAGGCGGCGAACUACAAUCACUACGCCAACGGGUCAAUGGGCCCUGGGGAAGACCAUCGGUGCGGGGAGCAUGGGCAAAGUGAAAUUAGCGAAGAACAUGGAAACCGGAGAACAGGUCGCCGUCAAGAUCGUCCCGCGCCUUUCCACGGAGGAACAUCGCAACAGCCGCGACACGGAGAGAGCUGAUCGUUCUAAGGAAAUUCGAACCGCCCGAGAGGCAGCCAUUGUGAGCCUGGUGAGCCACCCGUAUAUCUGCGGCAUGCGCGACGUGGUGCGGACCACGUAUCACUGGUACAUGCUUUUCGAAUAUGUGAACGGCGGUCAAAUGCUGGACUACAUUAUCUCCCACGGCAAAUUGAAGGAGAAGCAGGCGCGCAAGUUCGCUCGUCAAAUCGCCAGUGCGCUGGAUUAUUGCCACCGCAAUAGUAUUGUCCAUCGCGAUUUGAAGAUCGAGAACAUCCUCAUCAGCAAGACCGGUGAUAUCAAAAUAAUUGAUUUUGGCCUCAGUAAUCUUUUUUCGCCCAGGAGCCUCCUUAAGACAUUCUGUGGAAGUCUCUACUUUGCCGCCCCGGAGUUGCUCCAAGCAAGGCAGUACACGGGGCCGGAAGUUGAUGUCUGGAGUUUUGGCAUCGUUCUGUAUGUUCUGGUCUGCGGAAAGGUGCCAUUUGAUGAUCAGAGCAUGCCUCAGCUGCAUGCGAAGAUCAAGAAGGGUGUCGUGGAAUAUCCACCUGGCCUCACGACGGAAUGUCGGCACAUCAUCUCUCGCAUGCUUGUCACAGACCCCAAGCAGCGUGCCAGCCUUGCUGAGAUCAUGAACCAUCCCUGGAUGAACAAGGGCUCGAACUAUCCUCCGGAGAAUUUCCUCCCUCACCGUGAACCUUUGCGACUUCCAUUGGAUCAGGAAGUAAUUGAGAAGAUGACAGGCUUCGAUUUUGGCCCCCCAGACUACAUCACUGCCCAGUUGACCAAGACGCUUGAGUCGGACGAGUACCAACACGCAGUACGGCUCAACUUCAAAGAACAGCAUACACCCAACCAGGCAGAGAAGAAGCGCGGUGUGUUUGACUUCUACAAGCGGCGCAACUCUGCCGCCAGCCGGGACACCCUGUCCGCGCCUUCUGCGGAGGCUGUUCAGUUGGGUAAUGACCCUUUGAACGCUUAUAGUCCCCUGGUAUCUGUCUACCAUCUUGUCAAAGAGAAACUUGAUCGGGAACGUGGUGAGGUCCGGCCUGGUGCCAUUGGCCUUCUUCAGACCCCUGGUGAUGUACAAGUUCCCGAGCUAGCACCUCCGGAAGCUGCUCACACAAACCAGUACUCGCUGCCGGGCGAGAAAGAUACCGGCCGUCGUUCUCGUCCGCGUGCCAGAACCCACGGUGAGGACGAAGCGACGGAGACACUGAAGAGUCAUCACACUUCGUCCCCAUCUGCACAUGCAGUGCCGAUUACAGUACAACCCGACACUCCGGUCAAGAAGGAAAGCGCCGCUGCUGGUCUCUUGAGACGCUUCAGCACUCGGCGGACUAAAGAACGCAGCCGCGAUCUCGAGCGAGAGCGCAUCAGCACCCCGAACACCCCCACCCUCAAUGUUCAGCCGCCUGCCGAUUCAGCCUCGCCGUUGCAUCGUGGCUUUAGUGUGCGGCGCACCCGACGGGCCGAGCCGUCUCCUGGCCCUAUCCCUUCUGGUGGUAGCCAGCCUCAACACCAAGAUCUUCUGGCCGCCCCAAGCUCUGGUGAGCAGUCUUCACAGUCAAACAAGUUCCUGGGCCGUUCUACCAGUGUCAACUCUGCCGAUUAUCGGCCCCGACGAGCCGCCCGGAGGCCAGAUGCCGAUACGUUGGAUGUCGAGCGCCAGCCUCCUUCAACGAGCGGCUCGGAUCAGGUUAGCUCCGAUAACCAACGAGAUCAACUUGGUGUAAAGACCGGCGGACGCACACAUACCGCACGAACCAUGUCGCUUGGCCAUGCCCGUCGGGAAAGCAUUCAGGCCCGUCGUGCCCGACGGGAGGCUAUCCUAGAGGCCAAUGUGCCAGAGGAGACCGAUGCGGAUAUCUCUGGCGCAGGAACCGCAUUGGAAAGCGCCAAUGAAGGAGAGGAUUUGUCCAAGCCUGUUUAUCUCAAGGGUCUUUUCAGUGUCUCGACUACCAGUAGCAAGCCCUUGCCCUUCAUUCGGGCCGAUAUCAUUCGUGUUCUGAGACAGUUGGCUGUCGAAUACGUCGAAAUCAAGGGCGGGUUCAGCUGCCGGCAUGCCCCAAGCAUCGACCUCGAGAAGGUGAUUGAUGUCAGCCCACCCAGCCCGGACCGCCAGGGCCAAGUUUCCCACCGCCGCCGCAUCAGUUUUGGCGGGCUACUCGGGCACGACGACAGCCGGGAUGACAGCCGCACAGCACACCCCAAGUUGCCGCGCCGAACCCAAGGGCAAGCAGAUCGCAGUUUCACCACCAACUCUGAAGGGUCUGAUGAGUUCGUUGCGCGCGAGCAGCCCACCACCAGUGGUGCGGUUGGUGAGCGAGUGGUUGGUGAAACCACCACCCGUGUUCAGAGCGACACUGGCGAGAACCUGGUUUUGCGAUUUGAGAUCUUCAUCGUGAAGGUCCCUCUGUUCUCGCUCCAUGGUAUCCAGUUCAAGAAGGUCGCAGGCGGUAUGUGGCAGUACCGCGAGAUGGCAAAAAAGAUUCUCGAUGCUUUGAGCCUGUGA
Penicillium canariense is the source of this 3135-nucleotide messenger RNA. RefSeq names its product putative serine/threonine protein kinase Kin1 (gene kin1). Gene Ontology annotation, molecular function: protein serine/threonine kinase activity; tau-protein kinase activity; ATP binding. The transcript is spliced from 3 exons. The record is from RefSeq and is a predicted model, not a curated record. Bases 1 to 3135 code for a protein of 1044 amino acids. Gene Ontology annotation, cellular component: cytoplasm. Lineage: Eukaryota; Fungi; Ascomycota; Eurotiomycetes; Eurotiales; Aspergillaceae. Gene Ontology annotation, biological process: microtubule cytoskeleton organization; protein phosphorylation; intracellular signal transduction.